Molecule: messenger RNA, 2878 nt
Organism: Fundulus heteroclitus (mummichog)
Lineage: Eukaryota; Metazoa; Chordata; Actinopteri; Cyprinodontiformes; Fundulidae
Gene: tarbp2
Product: TAR (HIV) RNA binding protein 2
Exons: 7
Coding region: 182-1219 (345 amino acids)
Biological process (GO): regulation of miRNA processing; regulation of siRNA processing; regulation of viral transcription
Cellular component (GO): RISC-loading complex
Molecular function (GO): double-stranded RNA binding; siRNA binding; pre-miRNA binding
Source: RefSeq, a predicted model, not a curated record
GAAGCUUGUGGCAGCAGAAGGGGAUUUCUCUUUUUUCCUCCUUUCCCUCCUUCCAUCAUGUUGUAGCCUCGUCAUCUGUUUGGGGGCAACAGUAAAUACCGUCUAAUGAAAGCUCGUGUAUGUUCUGGUGGGGGGGAUUCGCCAUCCGAAACCGAUCGGCUCCGUCUGCACGCUAUAGGUAAUGAACGACGAGACAGAAUCGGAGAGCUGGAAGAGAAACUCCGGGAGCUCCAGUAUUGAGCAAAUGCUGGCUGUGAAUCCCGGAAAGACGCCCAUCAGUCUGCUGCAGGAGUAUGGAACGCGGAUAGGCAAAACCCCAGUGUACGACCUGCUGAAGGCCGAGGGACAGGCCCACCAGCCCAACUUCACGUUCCGCGUCUCCGUCGGAGAGAUCAGCUGCACCGGCCAAGGGCCCAGCAAGAAAGCAGCCAAGCACAAAGCAGCCGAGGCUGCUCUGAAGAUGCUCAAGGGAGGCUUCGGAGGCCCAGCUGGAGUCACUCUCGGAGAGGAAGGUUUUACUGAAAUUGAAGUGUCCGUAGAGGGAGACAGCUCUCAGUCAGAGAUGAAGACCUCAAACAGUUCCCAGCAGUCUGAAUGUAACCCUGUAGGCGCAUUGCAGGAGUUGGUGGUGCAGAAAGGAUGGCGUCUGCCAGAGUACACGGUCACUCAGGAGUCAGGUCCUGCUCAUCGCAAAGAGUUCACCAUGACCUGCAGAGUGGAGCGAUUUGUAGAAAUUGGUAGCGGCACAUCUAAGAAGCUGGCCAAGAGAAAUGCAGCCGCCAAGAUGCUUUCCCGGAUACACGACGUGCCGGUGGAUCUGCGGAGCAGCAAUGACGCCGAGGCAGAAGAAGACACGUUUAACAUCCACAUGGGCAGCCGAGCGGAGACGGGUAAAAGUAAAGGCUACAGCUGCACGUGGGACUCCCUGCGUAACUCUGCUGGAGAGAAGAUUCUGCAGCUGCGCAGCCACCCUCUGGGCAUGCCGUCAGACUCCAACUUCUGCUCCCUGCUGAGCGACCUUUCCACAGAGCAGCGCUUCGACGUCAGCUACCUUGAUCUAGAGGAGCGCAGUCUCAGCGGCCUGUGCCAGUGUCUGGUGGAGCUGUCCACGCAGCCAAUCACAGUGUGCCAUGGCUUCGCUCAGAACGUGGACUCCGCACGAGCCAACGCGGCCCACAAUGCACUGCAGUACCUGAAAAUCAUGGCAGGAGGGAAAUGACGGACCUGCUCCGUUUCCUUUCCACAGACUGGAACUCGCCACUACACAAUAUGCCAUCAGACCUCUCCUAUUCAGAUGAAGGAGGUACUUUUGUGACAUAUAUUAAAAAAGAAAACGGAAGCCUCAGAUUCAACAAUAAGACUUUUCCCGCCCUGAAAUUCACACCUGGAGUCAUUUAUUUCAGUUCUAUUGAUGUUUGAUAGGUGCUACUGUUCAUUUUGCUGCCUAAAAUAAAAAUAAAAUCCCUGUACAAUUUUUCUUAUUUGUUACAAAUUGUUUAAAAAAACCAAACAUAUUUUUCCCUUUUUUUUUUCCUUUUAGCCUGAUGUAAUCCAAAAUACUUUCUUAAAAAGAGACGAUAAAUGAGUGUAUAUCAGAAGUUUUAAAAUGUUGUAUCCAAGUAAACAAUGUUUUGCAGCUAAAUAUUUUUGAAAAAAAAAACCCUCGGUAGGUUAUAUUACUAGCUAGAUAUAGAGUUAACGGUAUUUAUUAGUCCUACCGAAUUAAGUUUAUGUGAAUGGAUGGGAAAGAAACUCCCAGUCUGUCUGUCAGAAAAUGUAAUGAUUUUAGCUGCUAUCCCUUAAAGAAAUGUGCUUCCACCAGUCUAUAAAAGUUAAGACUCCAGUGACCGUUUAUCAUCGUAAUUUUCUACGUUUUAAAUUAUGAAGUCACAUUAGCUGUAAGUCUUUGAAAACGAUACGGCGCCCUACAUAUUUAUUGGCACCUCUGGUAAGGAUGUGGAAAUGGUCCUAUAAACUUAUCGUUUAUCAUCUGCACAUCUGGGAACAUUUGGAAAAGUCAAACCUUUAUUCAAGUCUUUUCAUCCAGUGAGGGGAAAAAAUCUCCUGAUAAUUCUUUCAAAUAAAUAGUUCAUCUUUUUUCCCCCCUGGCGUAUAAAUCGUUAUGUGACAUGAACGCCAAUCUAAUAAGCCACUCUUCAAAAUGGGAAACACGAUAGAACUUGCCAUUAAAGUUGGGCAGGUGCGAGUUGAUCUCCAUAAAUCAGGGAAUGAGAAGAAAAUGGAUACUCUCUUAAACCUGCCUAUGUCUACAUGCAGAGUAACAACACGUGUAGGUCAGCGAUGGACCCUUAUUUGGGGAGGAUGGUAAUGAAGGCAAGAAAAAUCUCCAAAAACCUCACAGUGAUAAACUGUAGCCGAGGUUGUGCUGCUGUGGCUAAAGGUAAAUUUAGCUUAAGGUUUUUUUUUUUUGACGUUCUUACCAGGGCUGCAAAUAAAUGUGGUUGCCAAAUAUGAGUCAUCUUUGACAAGUUUCACAAGUAUUACCAUCACAAAGCUCUCUAUUACUAAUAGUCUGUGAAUUAGGAGCUUUGUGAGACCACAGCUGUUUUGAAGUACAUUUACUCCUGAAUUGCAGCCUUUACUUAUUAUGCAGUGGCUCUCAUCUAUGUACACACCCUUGUUAAAAAUGCCAUGUUUUGAUGAUGUACAAAAUUCAGACAUGAUCUAUAAUUUUAAAAAUGUUUCUGACAUUUAAAGUGUCAUAUAUCCUGUACAAUUCAAGUGAAACAUUUUUUUUAGAGGAAAAAUGGAUAUAAAGAAGGCUGCUGUUACCUGUUAGCAUGAAUGUGCACUUACCUAAUCUGUCAAUUAUUGUGAAUCUAACGAUCCUGAAAUAAAGUUCUGUAUCCUUGUAGGA